Molecule: messenger RNA, 2437 nt
Organism: Salmo salar (Atlantic salmon)
Lineage: Eukaryota; Metazoa; Chordata; Actinopteri; Salmoniformes; Salmonidae
Source: RefSeq, a predicted model, not a curated record
UUUCCGACAUGAAGAUAACUGACGUCAUGACAUGAUUUGACCUUGUUUUUUUACCGAGUUCCCAGUUGUCUUGAACGCACCAUUAUAUACGUGCGAUUCAACCAGUUAGGAAGUCUGACAUUUCGGAAUGUUCUUGUUCCCACUAGCACGUGAUCGCGGCAUAUAAUGAACCACUGCGCAGCACAGGGACUUUUAUACGUCACUUAUUUAUUUUACUAUCCUAACGCUGACCACAGGCUGAACAAUAACCCACUACAGCGUUGCCGAGGACAGCAUCAUGGCAGGCCAGAGAGUAUCCAUGAAGGAACCAGUAUGUCUGAUAGAGAACGACAGUGACGGGAAGCUGCGUGUGGUCCGCAGUGCACUGGACAUCCUGGACCAGAUUGACCAGCAUGUGGUAGUGGUGUCGGUGGUCGGGCUGUACCGCACCGGCAAGUCCUACCUCAUGAACAAGCUGGCUGGAGAGAGGAAAGGUUUUGCCCUGGGAGCCACCAUCCAGUCCAAAACUAAGGGCAUCUGGAUGUGGUGUGUGCCUCACCCUGAAAAAAGAGACCACACCCUGGUGCUGCUGGAUACAGAGGGGCUGGGGGAUGUGGAGAAGGGUGAUGAGAAGAAUGACAACUGGAUCUUUUCCCUGGCUGUCCUGCUCAGCAGUACUCUGGUGUACAACAGCAUGGGAACCAUCGACAACAACGCACUGGAGAAACUACACUAUGUGACAGAACUGACAGAGCACAUCAAGGUGAAGUCCAACCAGCGAGACGGGGAGGAAUCUUCAGAGUACCUGCGUUACUUUCCUUCCUUUGUGUGGACAGUCAGAGAUUUCACCCUGACCCUGGAGGUUGAUGGGAGACCCAUCACAGCCAAUGAGUACCUGGAGAACGCUCUUAAACUGAAAACAGGUCAAAGUGCAAAGGUUCAGCAGUACAACCUGCCUCGUAGUUGCCUGCGGAACUAUUUCUCUCCUCGCUGGUGCUUUGUGUUUGAGAGGCCAGCCAGCAGAGACAAAAUGAGACGUAUGGAGGAGCUGACCGAUGCUGACCUGGAGCCUGCCUUUGUGGAGCAAGCCAAGGAGUUCUGUGACCACGUCUUCAAGGAGGUCAAGACCAAGACCCUGAAACAGGGCCUGAAAGUUACCGGCAGACUGCUGGGGAACCUGGCAGAGACGUAUGUGUCCGCCAUCCGGAGCGGGCAGAUCCCCUGCCUGGACAAUUCUGUGGUGGCACUGGCCCAGAUUGAGAACUCCAGUGCCAUCGAGAGGGCCAGGGCCCACUACCAGAAGGGCAUGGCUGACUGGGUGGCCUACCCCACAGAGACCCAAGAGGAGCUGUCUGAAGUGCAUGCUGUCAUGGAGAAGGAGGCUGUGGCCAUAUUCAUCAACAACUCCUUCAAAGACGAGGACCAGAAGUACCAGUUGGAGCUCAUGAAAGUGCUUCAAGAGGAGUAUGAGAAGAUCUGUGAGAGGAACUACAAGGAGUCCCAGAAGGCAUGUGAGUCCAAAAUCGAAUGCAUCUUUGCCCCUUUGGAGGAGAAAAUAAGGGAUGGCUCCUACAUGACCCCUGGAGGAUACAAAGAGUACUGCAACGACCUGAAACUGGCCACCAGCGAAUACAGAUCUGAGGGAGGCAGGGGAGUGAAGGCUGAAGAGGUACUGAAGGAGUACUUGGAAAGGAAAGCCAGCAUUGGUCAGGCCAUCCUGUCAGCAGACCAGUCCCUCACUGAAGCUGAGCAGAGAGCAGAAGCCGAGCAAGCAAAAAGGGAGGCAUCUGAGCGGGAGAAUCGAGCCAUGGAGGAGCAGCUGGUUGUCCAGGAGAGGUUGAGAGCGGACCAGCAGAGGACGUAUGAGGAGAAUGUGAACCAGCUGAUGGAGAGGAUGGAGAGAGACAGUAGAAAUGCCAUAGCAGAGCAUGACAGAGUUCUGCAGGCCAGACUAAAGGAGCAGAGUGAUCUCCUCCAGCAAGGAUUUGAUGACAAAGCAACCCAAAUGCAAAGAGGGAUAGAUGCCCUUAAGGAUGCGAAGGCACAAGAGGUAGAGAAUAGGAUAUCAUUCAUUAGCAAGGCUCUGGAUACUGUUGGGACUGCAGCUACAAUGUUCCUACCAGGAAUAUUCCCCCAAAUUGGAGGAAUGGCUUUGAAAUUCUUUUCAAAGUUGUUCUGAUGAAAGUUCUCGAGGAGAUUGACUAAUAAUAAUUUGAUAGUUUUUCCCAUACACCAGUUUAAUCAUUUAUUGAUUCAAUCAGUAUUUAUUGAAGUUAAUGACUGACUUACUUUAGAUUAAGCACUCAAUUAAGGUUGUAUUUGUUUGGGUUUAUGCUAGUUUAGACUACAAUACAAAAAACAAAGGAAAGCUUUUAAGACGUUUUUGCAGUUCUUUUUUUACUAAUACCUCUAACAUUAAAAAGAUUGAUCAGUGCCUAAAUGAUCUACUUGAAGUUUA